Messenger RNA from Emericellopsis atlantica, 993 nucleotides. RefSeq lists its product as uncharacterized. The transcript is spliced from 3 exons. Gene Ontology annotation, molecular function: acyltransferase activity, transferring groups other than amino-acyl groups. Bases 125 to 880 code for a protein of 251 amino acids. The record is from RefSeq and is a predicted model, not a curated record. Lineage: Eukaryota; Fungi; Ascomycota; Sordariomycetes; Hypocreales; Bionectriaceae.
AAGAGGAAGCCACCUUCCCUUUAGAAAUAUCAUCAUCACACUGAUUUAAUUGACUACUGGCAUUCUUGGCCCUGAUCCUUUCUUACUCCCAACCAGUGUUGCCGUCCUCGAACACCCCCCAGCCAUGAGCUUCCGACGUGUCCAGCACGCCUACCGGCGCGUGCCUGGAGAAGAUGUCACUGACGAGAUGCUGGGAAAAGCUGCUCAGCUUUUCAACGAGAACUACGGGACAUGGGGUCCCCAGUCAGAUCAUUCAGGCGAAGCUGUGAAGCUAAGCCCGCGCCGACUUCGAGCACAGUACCUACCCAAAGAAGCCACUGUUAUUUACGUCAUGGUGACCGUCGAUGGGGAGCUUGCUGGUAACGCGUUCGCCUGCCUCUGGCGCAGCGGCGACGUGAACAUAUGUUGGAUUACUCAAUUGGUAGUGGGCAAGCAAUACCGACAGCGCGGGCUAGCGGUCGGCCUCCUGAGACUACUCAGGGACGACUCCAUCGACAGAUACGGUAUCAUGAGUUCCCAUCCUGCGGCUUGUCUGGCGGCGGCAAAUGCAUUCUGUUCCACGAUCGAGAGAGUGCCUAUCGAGUUCAUUCGGACAAACGCUCAAGCUAUUUUGAGUUCUUCACCGAUUCCCUACGUCAGUGACGCAAAACUCUCCGGUUCUCUAUUCGAGUCCUCGAGUACCAGUGGGCUUGUCUCGGGAGUUGAUACUCAGUUUUUCGUUGACCACACAGAACCGCUGGAAGUAUUGAACGACGUCCGGAAGAAAUGGAACUGGCCGUUGGGGGGGUUGCCGGAUGGAAACGAGUAUUUGCUUAUUCUGCCAAGGAAAUCACGCCGCUCGCGGUCUCGGUCUGGAUCGCACUGUGAUACCACAGUGUGAUCUUUAUUGGUGUGGUAUGAUGGAUGCGUUGAUUCGAAUUAUCUGGGGAUCGAUUAUUUGUUCUGUCGCUGUUGUACGACGUACAAUGCUUUUCCUAGGGUUUCCAAAGAUAU